This is a messenger RNA of Soboliphyme baturini, 411 nucleotides long. The record is from the annotation of a GenBank genome assembly. Lineage: Eukaryota; Metazoa; Nematoda; Enoplea; Dioctophymatida; Soboliphymatidae.
AUGACCUCUCUCUGUGUCGUCGUGUUAUGGUGGCGGCCGAUCGUCGAUGAGCAUCGUUUAUUCGUUUUAGCCGUAGCGUUCCCUCAGUGCCAUAAACUGACCAUGGACGAGGUGUACGAGCGCCGAACGAGCAGUCCUCGUCCGGAGGUACUUCGGGAGCACUUUAUUAAAGAAGGUCGCGUCGAAGAAGACGUGGCGAUGAGAAUCAUCGAGGAAGGUACCGCACUGCUACGUUCCGAAGAUACCAUGCUCGAUAUCAAUGCUCCUGUUACCGUUUGUGGCGAUAUCCAUGGCCAAUUUUAUGACCUUAUGAAAUUGUUCGAGGUCGGAGGACCACCGUCUACGACCCAAUACCUUUUCCUUGGCGACUACGUGGACCGCGGAUACUUCAGCAUCGAAGUAAGCGUCUAG